AUGUCAUCCUUCCUCUUCUGCCUCGUAUUUGCCUUUUUGUUAUCAUGGAGGCUCAGUUUGGCUGCUAUACCAUUCACCAUAAUGUUCAUUGUCCCCGGACUUGGAUUUGGAAAGAUGCUGAUGGAUGUGGCAAUGAAGAUGAUAGAGUCUUAUGCAGUCGCCGGUGGAUUUGCAGAACAAGCAAUUUCCUCAUUCCUAACUGUAUAUUCCUAUGUUGCCGAGAAUGAAACCAUCGAGAAGUUCAGCCACGCACUGCAAAAAAACCCUAUGGAGUUGGGAAUAAAGCAAGGUUUUGCAAUAGCCUUAAUGAUGGGGAGCAUGGGAUUUCAAGCUUGGGUUGGAUCUCUUCUUGUUCGCAGAAAAGGAGAAAAGGGUGGAGACAUUUUUGUAGCCAGAUUCAACGUUCUCAUGGGAAGAUUAAAAAUUUUGAUUGCCCUUCCAAUCUCACUGCCUUUGCGGAAUCAAAGGCUGCUGCUACUCGUAUUAUAG
Molecule: messenger RNA, 489 nt
Organism: Fraxinus pennsylvanica
Lineage: Eukaryota; Viridiplantae; Streptophyta; Magnoliopsida; Lamiales; Oleaceae
Source: the annotation of a GenBank genome assembly